AUGGCGAGGUCCCGAUCGCAAAGUUUGACGUUCAAUGGCCAGAAAAGCGAUGGCGAGCAGCGCAAGAAGAGACAGGCUGUUUCGGAACUCAAAGAAGUCACCAACUACCUUAAAUACGAGUGGCCCCAGCUUUUAGAUUCAAAAACAAACCCCAUCGAUUUGGCAGUUUCCCUCCUAGAUAGGUCUUCUGUGGGGCUAGCACACCGUCUAGACGACUUCCAUGACAUUUCCAAACAGACUCAGCAGGCAUUGAGAAAUGUGGUUAGCCAACACCAUGAGGUUUUCAACAACAGCAUCGGGUCGUACCAUCUUUUACUUUCCAACAUUGACAAUUCACAGGCCGAUACCGAGGAAAUCAAACAGCUUUUGGAGUCCACGACACGCGACAUCAACGACCGCAGUGAUAUGCUCCUGGAACUUAACCAAACCUCGGCGCGUUAUACCGAAAUGAUCGAGAUCUUGGAAGCGAUGAACGACUUGACUUCAGUUCCCGACAAAGUGGACCAGCUUAUCAUCGACAAGAAGAUAGACAAGGUGUACGACGAGAUAUUCAAGGCAUACAGCGUGGCGGAAAAGUAUAAUUUAUGGACUCUUUCGUCUAUGAACAGCACUCAGAACUACCUUGAAAUGCAAUCCAACAAUUUGUUUGACAUGAUAAUCGACGAGUUGCAGAACGAGAUCUACCUCCGCAACACCUCAGCGAACCUGGACUCCGAAGCGGCAGCGUGGCAGCAUUUUACGGCCACUUCCAAUCCGCAAUUGACGUCAUUCAAACUCCUUGUCACCGAGCUGGACACCUUGGAACAAUUUAUUUACAACUCUGCCAACUUGGACGUCCUGGACGUGGCCGAAGCGUUUUCGGAAAACGUGAAGGAGUUUGUCAACGUUCAACUUCCGUUACUUCAUAGCCAUUCCAGUAAGAACGAAGGGGAUGUCAACUAUGCCAUUUUACUUGAUUCCAAACUGAACAAAAAUACCGAGUCGUUCUAUUACAUCUACCUGUUGCUCAACACCGCCUCGCGACUCAACCGUCUUCCCCAGGCCAUCGAGGUCCUUCAUAGUACCACCCAGCAGGAAUUGGGACAAAUGUUCUCUCGAAUCACCGAAGAAACAAAACUUCGAAAUGUCAAGCAGCUUGGAAAAUUGGCCAAACUUCUGAAUUUUGACCAAACGAGCUCAUCGGAAGAUAUCGUUAACGGGAACAACUUUAGCGAUGCAGCGGUGUCGAUUUUAAGUGACUUGUUCUCGUCCUUGUUCGUGAGUUGCUUGGCAGUGAUGCAGCGUCACAAAGUGAUCAGUGAGAUAGUGGACAAAAUUGAACUCCUUCAAAGUCUUCCUACAACCAGCACCUCGUUUUCUCGUUCUUCUUCGAGAUCGGCUCAAAGAACCUACGAUAUCACUCCAAUAUGGAACCAUAUGAAAAAGGAAAUGCAGUCGCUCAUUAUAAGUUACACCUACGAUGAUCUAUUUCACGGGAACCAGGCCAACGAGGGACCAUCUGGCAAUGCUUUGCUCCACGAACUCAAUCGAAACGAAGUGUUCAAGUUUGAAAAUAUUACUCCUGACCUGAUAGCACAAACUAAUGACGACAUGAGAAGCAUUCUCCAAGAAAGAUUUCCAGGAUUUAGUCUUUCGUCUGGUCGAUCUGACCGGUUCACAGAGCCCAACGAGUCGCCGUAUAUCAAAAAUGAAAAUACCACCACAGCAGUGGAAGUGUUGGUGCCAAAAAACAUUUUCAAUAUGAGAGUGAUUCUCGACUUUUUUCUCAUAUUCACUGCGGGCAGUCAUAGGAUAUUCGUUGAUUUUGCAACCGAAGCUCAUGGGCCCGAAAACCGCUCGGCAUCGCAGUUCUUUGAGACAUUCAUGAGUACUGUUUUUGCACCCAAAUUGAGAGAUACUUUUGAUGGGAUCUUUUAUGAGUUUGUGGGAAACUAUAACCACAGGGAAGCCCACGAGCAAGGAUCCGGAGCAACUCUGGCUCUUAGAACAGAAUUGCACUUUCUCGAGUACCCCGGGUUUGGUUCUGCAUUAUCAGCGCUCACCCAGAAGAAAAUUUCCAUUUAUCAGAAUGCCGUUGAUUUCAAACGCUUGCUCAUUAGUGCAUGUUCUGUGCUCAACACUUCGCUUUCGUUUCGCUCGAAUUACAGCGAAAUCGUAUUACACCUUUUAAGACAAUUUUCGUCAGCCUAUGAUCACUUUUAUGGCGAGCUUCUCACCCCAGGCGGAACCGAUUUUGUCAACUACAAUGUGUCUGAGACACUGAGUCGUCCCAGUCUGCGAAUAAAUACCUGGAUGAGAAUCCCUGCUCUCACAGAGAUUUCUGGAGUGAUUCUUCAGCAGUCGGGCAGCGACCAAGAACUCAAAGUUUUGGCAGCCAAAGAAACCGAAAUUAUGCUAUACGACUCCAGCGCUUUCGAUAUUUCACAAGACGACUUUUUCGACAACGAAUCGUUUAAGCAUGUUUGUCAUCUUCUUUUAACUUCCACUUGGAUAUUGACGUGGUUACCUACGCUUCUCAAGCAGUCAGCAAUGAGCGACUCUGCGAAUAGCGAGAGAGCAUCGCGAGUCGUCAAGCUCAGAGACGAAUGGUGUUUCUUGGAAAAUGGUCGGGUGAAUGUGGUGGGCACCAACGAAGAGGAAAAUGUGUUUAUUGCUUUGGACCCAGCAAAGGCAGACUCGUUCUACAAGGUUGUACGAGCAUUUGAAACUAUUCGCGACAAGACCCUUUUAGCAUUGCGGUACGAUUUGCGGUGCAAAGCCAUCUACUAUAUUAGUCGCUCAUACAGAGAAGGAGAAUGGCUUCCUAUUAAUGCUCCUGGAGAUGCAGAUCAGUAUAUUGGACAAUUUAACAAGGAGGUUUUUGCGGUGGACGACAGAUUGAACAGUGUUUUAAGCGACUUGGAAAGAGAGGGUGUAUUCACCGGUUUACCUGAAUUUAUAAGUUCUUUGAUGAUGCUGGGCACACAAUUGGUUUCCAAGAUCAACAGCAACGGUAUCAAGCGGAUUUUAUUGAACAUCUUCACCCUUCAGCAAAUGUUGAGGAACAUGAUGAAAAAGUCAGAAUCUGUGGAUUUCACAAAAGUGUCGAUAUUCUUUGAGUUGUUCACCCAGUCGGAGCAGACGUUGGUGAACCGGUUUGAAAAACGAGAUCUAGGGUUCACCAAGAACGACAUGUUGGAGUUGAUACGGUUGGUCUACAGUGAAAAAUUGGGCGACGGAGGAGGAAGCGCCUUCAACAAAAGUAAGUACAACGAGCUUCGAAAAAGAGCUGACGAUAUAUUCGGAUAG
Molecule: messenger RNA, 3288 nt
Organism: Meyerozyma guilliermondii ATCC 6260
Lineage: Eukaryota; Fungi; Ascomycota; Pichiomycetes; Serinales; Debaryomycetaceae
Gene: SEC8
Product: exocyst subunit
Exons: 1
Coding region: 1-3288 (1095 amino acids)
Biological process (GO): Golgi to plasma membrane transport; exocytosis
Cellular component (GO): exocyst
Source: RefSeq, a predicted model, not a curated record